AGGCAGGGAGUGCGUCAUCCCGGACGUCUCUCGCACAUAUCACUUUGGUGCUUCAGGAAUCAACAUGAACAGCUACUUCCAGGAUCAGUACUUCAAGCAGCAUUCGCUCAACACAGACGUGCACGUCAAGUUGAAAGACGUGGAGCUACUGAAGAAGGAACCGUACGAGCAGCUAGUGCAGAGCUUAAUUAGCGGGGCGCAGGUGCUUGACCACAGCAAGUCCCCGUGUGAGAGCGACUUCAUUCCUGAUACCAAAGCGGUAACAUAUGUGAUGUAUAUUAAGAUGGACGACCCAAAGGACGUCGCCAAUUGGAUGGAGGUUGCCAAGUGCUUUCGCGUGUGGGACCUAGACGUUAGAGGGCAGCACAAUAGCAUGUGGAGACUGCACAUGCGCGGCAAUCCGCUAUUUGUCGUCGGCGUGCCUGCCUCACCAUACUCGUCUUUCAAGCCAGGCGAUGUCGCUCCUAUUCUACUUCAACCAGCCAAUCAGAAAACGGGGAGUAGUUGACCUUCAACUAUUCUUGAAUCGCUCGCAUUUUGUAUUAUAAUAAUUCAGUCAGCUAGUCGUUGCGUAGUCACAUCUAACAGUGCAUAUAAAUAUAUACAUAUAUAUUUGUUUUGUUAUGUUACGUUUACUGUGAUGUAUAUUUACAGUUUUUCUUCUCCCCGUAAAACAUUCUCGCGUUUUAUUCCGCGGUUGUUUUGCUGCCGAUCGUUGUGCCGUCUGGUGGCAGGUUGUGAAACCAUGCGCAUGCUUGGUUGUCCGCGUACAGAUUUGUUUAAAUUUCUUUCUCGAGCUUUUAUUUACGAGCUCUUACAGUGCGCCAUGUCUGUUACUAGAUGUAACGAGCUUACUUACUUACUUAAUCCUCUUCACUCUUACCGGAGCAUAGGGCCUCCACUAGUUUUCUCCAGCGGACUCGGUUUUGUGCUGUCCGCUUGAUCUGUUCCCACGUCAUGCCGAUCUCCUGAUGUUCUUCUGUGACUGUUCUCUUCCACGAUUUCUUAGGUCGUCCCCUUUUCCUUUUCCCCUGUGGGUUCCACUCUAAGGACUGCCGCGUGGUGUUGGUCGUCGGUUUCCGUAGGGUGUGUCCAAUCCACCGCCAUUUCCUUCGUCUCAACGAGCUUACGAUAUGAGAAACUAAAUACGAGACAUGAUCAUCAUGUGAGUAUCUGUACGCGCGGAGGAGGAGGAG
Priapulus caudatus is the source of this 1196-nucleotide messenger RNA. RefSeq names its product protein O-linked-mannose beta-1,2-N-acetylglucosaminyltransferase 1-like. Gene Ontology annotation, cellular component: Golgi membrane. Gene Ontology annotation, biological process: protein O-linked glycosylation via N-acetylgalactosamine. Gene Ontology annotation, molecular function: beta-1,3-galactosyl-O-glycosyl-glycoprotein beta-1,3-N-acetylglucosaminyltransferase activity. Lineage: Eukaryota; Metazoa; Priapulida; Priapulimorpha; Priapulimorphida; Priapulidae. The transcript has 5 exons. The record is from RefSeq and is a predicted model, not a curated record. The coding region runs from base 65 to 508 and encodes 147 amino acids.